Molecule: messenger RNA, 1130 nt
Organism: Chanos chanos (milkfish)
Lineage: Eukaryota; Metazoa; Chordata; Actinopteri; Gonorynchiformes; Chanidae
Gene: eeig2a
Product: EEIG family member 2a
Exons: 11
Coding region: 1-1062 (353 amino acids)
Source: RefSeq, a predicted model, not a curated record
AUGGCGUUUAUCAUGAUGAAGAAAAAGAAAUUCAAAUUUAAAGUAGAUUUCGAAUUGGACGAACUGUCUUCUGUGCCCUUUGUGAAUGGUGUCCUUUUUUGUAAAGUCAGGCUGACUGACGGUGGCUUUGCAGAGGAGUCGUCAAGGGAGCCAGUGAUGGCUAACUGUGUACGCUGGAGGAAAAAGUUCUCCUUCCUGUGUAAGAUGAGCGCUAAUGCCGGAACCGGGGUUCUGGACCCGUGCGUGUGCAGGGUUUCCGUACGCAAGGAAGUGAAAGGGGGAAAAACAUUUGCAAAGCUGGGCUUUACAGACCUAAAUCUGGCUGAGUUUGCUGGGUCAGGGAGCACCAUUCGUCGGUGUCUACUGGAAGGCUACGACACAAAACACACACGUCAGGAUAACUCCAUACUGAAGGUUAUUAUCACUAUGCAGCUGAUGUCUGGCGAUCCCCUCUUUAAAACGCCUCCGUCCACAGCGAUGACCAUCGGCGUUCCAAGCGAUUCAGAAUGCCUGUUGGAGGACAGGAAGGGGGGAGAGACGCCCAGUGUGUCAGAAAGUUCUAGAAAGUGCACCUCUGCGUCUGAGGAGCAGGCAGUCUGCAGUCACUCUAGAACCUCCAGCUACGCCAGCCAACAGUCCAAAGUCUCAGGCUACAGCACAUGUCACUCACGCUCCUCCAGCCUGACUGAGCUCUCCCAUAAGAGGAACACGUCAGUGGGCAGUGCCUCCACGGGGAUUGGCAGCAUCCCAGAGCCCAAUGAGGAGAGGCAACUUCCCGGCACCCCACGUCACAGCAGCUCUACAGAGAGAGUGAACAGGCACCCAAUGAAACAGGACUCUGUGGAAUCCCAGUUAAAGAGGGUGGACGCCACCAGAGUGGACGCUGAUGACAUCAUCGAGAAGAUUCUCCAGGGUCAGGACUUCAGUCAUAGCGCGCUGGACUCCAGCACAGAGGAGGAAGGACUGCGUCUGUUUGUGGGUCCAGGGGGGAGCACUGCCCUGGGCAGCCAGCAUGCCAGGGUUGGAGCUGGGACAUUUGAGCAGGUCGUGAUUAAGCGUUAGUUACAGUCUGUCAGAUCUCUGUGACUCAAUGCCCUUUGCUCUGACAGGAAGAGGCACGAGGCUGCAAC